AUCACUUUUUAAAAAGUUCUUUGGUAAAUAGAGGAACUCUACCUGAUGAUGAAAUAAUUAAAAAAUAUGAAUUUUGGGUAUUUUCUGGAUUGGUUUUACUUGGUUUUGCAGCGUAUUCCGUAGUAAUUAGUAUGGCUGAUACAAUUUGUUUUGAUUUGCUUGGAGAGAAUAGUCAUUUAUAUGGGAGACAAAAAGUGUUUGAUUCAAUUGGAGUGGGGUUAUCAUCUGUUACAGUGGGUGUUGCAAUCGAUCUAAUUUCAGGUCAUUCUCUAUUUAAAAAUUAUACAAUUAUGUAUUUUUUUUGUUUGGUAUCACUUUCUUUUAACAUGAUGUCAUCUACGAGACUUAAUUUUACCCAAUCAAAAAAAUCAAAAAAUAUUAUAAAAGAUGUUGGAAAAUUAUUUAAAUUAGUUAAAAUAACCACUUAUUUCUGUUGGUGCUGUUUUGCUGGAAUUUUCUCAGCAGUUAUUUGGAAUUUUCUGUUAUGGCAUUUAGAGGAAUUAUCAGACGAAAUCACACAAAAUGAAUGUGGCGGAAAUUAUAUUAAAACAAUUGAAGGUUUAUGUAUAUUUGUUCAAACUUGUAUAGGUGAGAUACCAGUAUUCUUCUUGUCUGGAUAUUUUCUAAAAAAAUUCGGACAUGUCAAUUGUAUGCACAUUAUUAUUGGAGCAUUUGUAACUAGAUUUUUCUAUUAUUCAAUUUUAUCAAACCCAUGGUGGGUUUUGCCAAUAGAAUCAUUAAAUGGUAUAACUUAUGGUUUAAUGUCAGCGACCAUGGCAUCGUAUGCCAAUUAUAUUGCAGAACCUGGAAUGGAAGCUACAAUACAAGGACUGGUUGGUGCAUUUUUUGAAGGAGUUGGAAUUUCAAUAGGUAAUUUCGCAGCUGGAACCCUAUUUGAAUUUAUUGGAGGUAGCACCGUGUUCGCAAUAUAUGGAAGUAUUGGAUCAAUCGCAUUAAUAAUUCAUAUUUUAAUACACAUAUUAUUAAAAGAUAAAUUUUUUUAAUACAUUGAUUUAAAU
Molecule: messenger RNA, 1019 nt
Organism: Condylostylus longicornis
Lineage: Eukaryota; Metazoa; Arthropoda; Insecta; Diptera; Dolichopodidae
Product: major facilitator superfamily domain-containing protein 6-B-like
Exons: 3
Coding region: 132-1004 (290 amino acids)
Cellular component (GO): membrane
Source: RefSeq, a predicted model, not a curated record